Messenger RNA from Microcebus murinus (gray mouse lemur), 880 nucleotides. RefSeq names its product leukocyte receptor cluster member 9 (gene LENG9). Lineage: Eukaryota; Metazoa; Chordata; Mammalia; Primates; Cheirogaleidae. The record is from RefSeq and is a predicted model, not a curated record.
CAUGGAGUUGGGGUGUAGAGAGGACCUGGGCAGGGCCCAAACAGGCGGCCGACCAGUGUUGCCCUUCCAGGAGGGAGCAGAAAGCCGGUCUGAAAUCUCGGAGAUGGAGGCAGCCAAGGAGAGGGCGCUGAUAUGGGAACACUAGACCCAAGAGGGCACCUCACAGAACAGAGUGAGAAGACACUGAAGCCAACAGUAGCCGCCAGGACCAGCCAGCUGCUGGCCAGGGCAGCACAGGUCCCUGUGGCCCCAGGGCAGAAUGCUGGCAGAGCCGGGUCCUGGGGCCUGACCCAAAGAUGAAGAAAGGGCCAUUCUGGCUAAGGCUGUGUACUCUUGCAAACCUCACCCCACACAUUUUAUGACCCUCAUAGUGACCUAUCCUGGGCGACAGGCAGAAACUGCCAUGCCUAGCAACACUUGGUCCACUGUCGCUCUAUCCUGUGCGUUGCUGGUGCCCACACAGGCCCUGCACCUGACACUGGCCCUGCUGCAGCUCUCGGGCCCUGGGGAGGCAGCAGCCACCUUUGGGGCUUUGAGACAGGCCUUGGGUCCCAGAGCUUCAAGCAGCCCCCAGCUGAGGUUCAGGGGCCAGGUACUCCUGGGCGGCCAUGUGCUUUGUGCCCCACCCUCUCCCACACUGGAAAGCAUGGCACAAGUGCUGAGCCAGAGGCUGGAGACCAAGGGGCUAAGUGUGCUACAGUCCCCAGGGAGGCACCACCUCACACUGGCCAAGGCCCAUGGUUCCCAAGUCUACUUCCCCAAGCCUGGGUUAAGCCUGAGUCAGGAAGUGGGGAGCCAGCCCCUAAGGAGAACCUGGCUGUGCCCUAUGGGGAGGACAGGAAGUACCUACAGGCUGCUGGCUGAGAUUCCCCUGGAGUAG